CAGGAGUGUGGCUCUAAGAAUUCCCCAGUUAGAUGAGAUGAUGCAAUGGCUGUGGAAAGCAGCAGUCUGGCUCUGCUCUGGAAAGCUUUCACUUCACCAAGUACUUCUGAGAGAACAUGUGUCUGUAUGGAAGGCUUUGCUGGCAGAAAAGAAGCAUUCCACUCCUAGAGCAUACAUGGAUUCAGAGGACAUGGGCUCAGGCAAACUAGGAAAAAUACUGAAGCAGAUUUGGAGACAAAACCUGAUGCUACAACAGGCCCUCCUGGGUGAGAACCCUGGUGAAGGGUCUGGCGGGGCCACUUGGAUAGCUACAGUGGUCUUUCUGGGUCAGGAGCUCAGUGGGGCCCUUCACCAACUCUUGGAACACGCUGCAGGCACUCUGCUCUCUACCUGCCAGCAGCUGUAUGCACUGCUCGACAAGGAGAAUCAAUGUAUCCGGAGACAAGAAAUCUCUACUUUCAUAGACUGUCUCAUGAAAAUAAACGAAUAUUUGGGGAGCACUGCUACACUUCUAAAGAAAGAAGAAAAGGAGAUGUGUAAUUUAUGCGGCAUGCAUGAUGAAUGUACCCCACUGCAGACAAUGUCCACCAUUCACGAUAUCAAAGCAGCAGACAUUGCUGCAAGAGGGCAACAAAAUGUCAUAGAAACAGCUACUGUUUCUCCCACAAAUGAAGAGCAAAGUCCUUAUACAAACCAGGUCCAGUUAAAAAAAAAUAAAGCACAUAUGAGUUCAGAAUCAGUGGGGGAAAAAAACAAUACCUCAUUGAAUGGAGAUGUAACAGAGCUAGGGGAGUCACAGAACAAAAUGUUCCCUGAUAAUGAUGAAAAUGAAGACGAUGAACAAACAGUACACAUGACUGUUGAGAACAUAAAUGGCAACAGGGAAGAGAUGCAUGACAUAAUCCAGACAACAGAAAGAGAAAUUCAAGAGACCUCAGAGAGCCAAAGAGAAGAGAUUACCGCAUCCUCAAUAACAUGUGAUAUCUCCAGCAAGUAUCAGAAUAAUCUUCUUUCCAAUGAUUCAGAGAGUCUAAAGCAAAAGAAUAACAUAAUGGAAAAGGAGUAUUUUGAUAUGCUGAGUAAUACCAGCCCCCAAGUGUCUUGUUACAUUACGGCACCAUCAUAUAUUCUACAACAUCUAGAAUGCCGGAUAGUUAACAGCAUGAGUUCUUUAAUAGUGAGCGAUAGUGAAGAGUUGGUCAGUAAUGUCAUCGCUGUUGAAUGUUCAGAUAUGGAAAAAAAAAUUCCAUUUCCAAUAUGCAUUGCAAUUCCAUUUACUGCACGUUACAGGGGAAAUUACAGAGACAUCAUGGUGAAAAUGUCUGACAUAAACCUUCAAUCAAGUUACCUAACCCCAAAUUCACUGGAAGGAAUGAGAGGAAGUUAUAAGGGGACCUGUGCUGAAGUGAAAGUGUACAAGUUGGGUAUCUUUUCUGUUGUGUCCUGUUUAAAGAAAGAGUCCUUCACAGUAACAAAGAAAGGCCUUACUCUUAAGCCAAGCAUGGAUUCCCGAGUGUCCUUAAAUUAUCCUCCAGGAGUUUUCAGCUCACCAGUGCUGGUACAAUUAAAGGUUCAGCCAGUUGACCCAUCCUUGGUGGCAUAUCUAAAAACACAGCAAGAUACUUCUUACCCGGUAGUAUCCACAAGCCCUCUGAUCCAUGUUAAGCACCCAUCAAUACAUCCUUUCCAGAAGCCAGUCACUGUAUUCCUACCUUGUGCUCCACACCCUGAUAAAAAGACCCUUGGGUCUGAGAUAGAUCUUAAAAGAACAGCUAGUGCCACCACCAAUAGGAUCAUACCUUUAUACCUCAACCGGACAAAAAGCGCUUUGCUAAGAAAACCUGGGAACAAUGCCUGUGAACCUUUGAAACUACUGGGAUUCAGAAGCCGAGACGGUGAUUGGUUUGGUCUGGAUGAUGUGGUGGUGAGAAACAUGCAGAGUGGCUUGGUAGCAUUUGAACUGUGUGAACAUUUAGAGAGGUUUGUUGUGCUUCAUCUUUCUUCCAAUGUGGAAAACAGCCAUUUGGUUUCUUUUGUGAAAGCUCUGGAGGAAGCCAUGCUCAGCACCACUGCUUGUGCUGUACUGUGCCACCAGAAAGACAACCCCCGGAGAGUAGUUAUCCUUGUGCUGCCCUCUAAAGAUUUAAGCCAGGUGCUUAGGGGCUUGCGUUUGGAAGCGUUCAGUGGUCCCCCGGAGCCAUCGCGUCCCUUCCAAGUAAAAGAAGGAGACCAGCUUCUUUUAAGAUUUACUGGAAAUAUCUUUGCUUCAAGCAAUGGGAAGGAUUAUGAAAAAGAUUUCAAGCUUAUAUUUCAUUUACAAAGAAAACCCAGGCUGGAACUCCAGAUCAAAGAGAUGGAUGAAUUUGGAAACUAUAGCUGCCCUCAUUAUAAAGGCACCAUUGUAAUUUAUAAAAUACCUAAAGAAAAAGUAGUCCACAACUUGGAUCAAUCUCUUAUACUUGAUGAAAACCAUCAUCAUUUGCCAAUUUGCAAAUUACCAUUGAAAUUGCCAAAGCAUAAAAAAUUGAUCAACCGUCCACAGAGUACCAAAAUAAUUUCUACUGAUCCUGUAGGUGCCCUGUGGGAUAACCUGCUGCACUGGCUGGCCGAGGAGCUCUCGGAAGAAGACGCCGCGCGCCUCUCCUCGUCCCUCCCGGUUCGCCGCAGCACCGUUGAGCUCAUCAGACUGAGGAGCCCUGGUGACCUCACAGAACAGAUCCACGAGCUUCUUUGCUUCUGGAAAAAGUCACUCCCCAAAUCCACCGAUAAAGUUCGCCUUCUGGCUCGUCACCUCCGCCAGAUCGGCAGGAGGGAUCUCGCCGAAGAGCUCAAAUUCAAGUGGGAACAGAAGGUGUUCACGGAGCCCCAGCAGUGGUUUGACACGGCGGAGUGACACCCGCUCGUUCUUUCUUUUGCCCUAGGGAAGGGCCAUAGCUGGUUUGAAGGAGGUUUCUGUCAACAUCUUACGAGCGAGUUUCCAAGUCAAGUUGCUUGAGCUGAGACUCUGAGGGAUGUGCUAGUUGAGACAGUGGAAGAGCACUAAUCAGAUCAUAAAAAGCGUUCUCGGGUUUGAGGGCUCCUUCGUGGCUCAGAGAUGUACCUUCUGCAAGACUUACUGUCUCAAGUUCAGCCAAGUUUAAUAGCAUUUGUAAUAGAGUUUGCUGUGUUUCCAUUUUAAUGCAGAGGUUGUUUUCUAAGUGGGAAGGAAAGCGAUGAUAUACAAAAUCCCCUUUUUUUAUUGUUAUCUACAUAAAAGCAAACCAGUUAUGCAGGACUCCAAGCAAGUAAUUCACAUUAUGCAUAUACUGUGGAACCCGCAGUUAACAAUACCAAAUAAAUUGAGUUGCAGAGACCUGAUGCUGAUGAUAGUAAAUCAGUAAGGAAACAAAUAAGCUUGAAAUAAAUUAAAAAUAGAGUAACAUCGGCCAUUUGCUGCCGCAACAUUUUCUUUUAUUAAAAAAAAAAUAGGAUCUCGGGGUAGGGAAAAAUCUCAUAUUUUAUUAUUAGUAAAAUGAGGUAGUGCAGAGAAAGUAAAAGACCAGUGAAGGGAUUUAGGGCGUUUUAAUGUAGGAAAAUAACGUACUUUUAAAUCAGUUUUCAUAGAAACCUUAUUGUAUAAGCCCUAUAUGUUCAUUGUUAAAAAAUACUGUAAAAAACACACAACUGAAAGAAAAAAAAAUAAUUACCUAAAGCCCCUUCAUCUUUGAUAAUCCCUGUUAACGUCUAGCGUGUAAACUUUGGGACUUCAGCUUUAGCUAAAACAACGUGAUAUGAAUGGGUUAUUAUAGUCGUAUUACCAUUUCAUUAAGGUGAGACCAUCACGGCCUUGGUUUGUCAGCAUCAGUGGUAUUAAUUUUGAUUACUGAAUACCAGAAAAUUUAAUGAAAUCACAUGAAAAAUUAAACACUCAUGUGGCUCUGAAUUUCAAAGACAAGAUUUCCUUCUACCAAUUAACCAAGGUCUUAGAUAUCUAUUUGGCUACAUAUUGAACAAAGAGGAUUCCAAUUUUCAAAUAUAUUCCUAUUAAGACACAUUUUGGUCAUCAAGAUAUGUAUUACUUUUACAUGUUUCUAGAAAGGUACAAUAUUUUUCAUGUGCUCUUGGAAUGAAGAAAACAGACUGAAAUGUUCAUUGUUUUUCUGAAUACAAAGUAGCAGAGAAGUAGAGUUGUUUAUUGCCUGGAGUGAGCCAGACACUUUACCUUUAGCCCUUUAUAAGCAUGAACUGAUUGAAUCCUCCUGACUGCACUAUGAGGUAGUACAUUGCUCCAACUUACAGGAGAGGAAGAGUUUCCAAAGAUUGCCUUGCCUAAGGUCAUAAGUGAGUGACAUAGCCAGGAUCCUUGUUCCAACACUCAAGAUUACUAUUAUGAACAUUUUGGAGUAUUUUCUUCCAGUUUUUCUUUUUUUCCUAGAAGGAAAUAUUUCUAUUGCUAUGUGUAUAGAUGUAUAAAUAUACACUCACCUAUGUGCUCAUACACACAAACAUACUAUCUAUAAAUCACCUUACACAUACUGCCACACUCAUGCACCUCCUUGCUCAAGCACGUCUUCUCACACUGUCCAUGUCUUCAUCUCCCCCACACCCAGGCGCUUCCACUCAAAUGUACACAUACCCUCCCACACACCUCUCACAAACGCCCUUGAAUACAUCUAACUAUCCCUUACACGUACACAGUCUCAUGUCUAUCUGUACAUCCUCACGGGCAUGCGUACAUUGUCACAAACACACGUCUUAGCACACAGCCCACUCUUACCUCUCACACACACUUACAAUCACCCUUCCGUAUAUGCUCACUCACAUACAUCCUCCACAGACAUGCACACACAUAAAUAAAAUACACGUAUUACCUGUUCACUUUCACAAAUACCCAUUCUUCUCACACAUGAAUCCACUCACAUACAUCACAUAUAUACCCUCACAGGCGCUCAUCCCUUCUCUCUCUCUCUCUCUCUCUCUCUCUCACACACACACACACACAGUCUCUGACACAUCUUUCCAGAAUUUAAAAAAAACAGGCAUGUAUUACUGCAACAGUAAAAUAAUAUAAUCAUAUAUAGACAAAAAAAAAAGGGGGGUAUCUCUUGGGCACUAACUCACUCAGGUUAUCAAAGGAAUCGGUCUGAUAGGGCUCCUGUACCUCAUGGGGUUAGUGGGCCACACUCACCCCUGCUCUCUGUCAGCUGACCUGUAUGGACCACAUCAGCGGUUCCUUUGUCUUCUUGUUGGGUUUGGAUAAUGGAAGCCCCAGCAGGAAGUCGGGCAAAGAGAGGAGAGUGAUUUAGAUUAUUCCUGUCUUGCUCCCUUCAAAUUCGCUGGGAUCAGGCUGGAUCCUUCACCCAAAGGCCACCUCUCCUUUCUAGGCAACUGUCUCCUGGAUUUGGGGAUCUGCUCCUCCUCUUCUCUCUUCAGGACUAGGGGAAGCAGCAGCUUUAUUGCCACCCUAUCAAUACCUUGUGGCUCCUCCACUCCUGCCUAUCCUUUAAGAUAAAGCCUCCUUUAAUUUUUCCGAGUAUUAUCAGGAUUUGCAUUAAGAUUUUGAU
Messenger RNA from Mustela erminea (ermine), 5543 nucleotides. It is a transcript of the gene DTHD1, whose product is annotated as death domain containing 1. The transcript has 11 exons. Gene Ontology annotation, molecular function: protein binding. Gene Ontology annotation, biological process: signal transduction. Bases 38 to 2893 code for a protein of 951 amino acids. NCBI's taxonomy places the organism in Eukaryota, Metazoa, Chordata, Mammalia, Carnivora, Mustelidae. The record is from RefSeq and is a predicted model, not a curated record.